CAGGCACUGAUCAAAAUGAUUAUAGCACUGACUGAAUACUGCGCUCAUUGACUGGAAAUCUUCAUUUUCUAUUCUUAAUGUAUUACUCAAACAUUAUAUUAACCCUAUUUUAACAUUGUAAUAUGCUCGGCUGAUAAUAACUGCAUGUCUGUAAUAAACGGUCCGUUUUUCUGUCUAUGAUCUCAUCUCUGCCUGGAUGAUAGGAGGAGAGAGAGGGGCGACAUCAACACAUUAGACAGAACACUCUUCAGUAAAUCUACGGUUCUCUUGUUGCUGUCUUCGCAAAAGUGAUAAUCUGAAAUGGUGAGUAUGCCCAUGCCGGAGCGCAAUGAACGGUUUUGCAGUUCUGUUUUGAUGCUCCUUGUGCUUCUGCUACAAGUUACAAAAGGACUCCAUACACUGAGGCUACCACAACCUGUAUUAACCCUAACUGGCUGUGCGAGAGGAAUGGAAGCUCCCGAGUGGCGCAGCGGUCUAAGGCACUGCAUCUCAGUGCUUGAGGCGUCACUACAGACCCCCUGGUUCGAUUCCAGGCUGUAUCACAACCGGCCGUGAUUGGGAGUCCCAUAGGGCGGCGCACAAUUGGCUCAGCGUCGUCCGGGUGUGGCCGGUGUAGGCCGUCAUUGUAAAUAAGAAUGUAUUCUUAACUGACUUGCCUAGUUAAAUAAAAAGUGCAUAUUAUCUGAUAGAGCUAAUAAUGGAAUAUGAAAAAAGCAAUGAUGCAUAUUUUCCCAAAUCCUGAAAGCAUUCCUUCUGUUGCAUUCCUUCUUUUUUAUUCCUUCUGUUGCAUUCCUUCUUUAGGACUGGUCAUGUUUUUUUAAAUUACAUAAAUUGUCUCCCUAUUUAUGCCAUGUUUCCCCGAAGCUAUCUGACUUUACAUUGAAAUGGCCCUAUGCAGAUACAAGAUGACUUGUCUAUAAAGAUCAAUUGAAAUCACACCCUUCUAAGGCUUUCCCUGGCUGCAUCUCAAUAGUCUAAAAUAGCUGGACUGAAGGAGAUUAGACAAGGAAUCUACUUAUCACCAUUGAGAUGCGCCCAUCAACCCUUAAUGUGCUUCCUUGUUGCCAUCGAUAGGCGACCAUUGUAAAGAGGCCGUCCCUGGGUCCGGUCCCUCCCCCCAGGAAGAAGUCCAGCCCAAAGUCGGAGGUCACUGAGGAGCUGAAACAGGAGAUCAGAGAGGCCUUUGAACUUUUUGACACCGACGCCUCCGGACACAUUGAUGUCAAGGAGCUAAAGGUCAGGGGGCAGAGGUUCAGGGUUAGGGGUUAUGCACAGGGACAGUGUUUGUGUAACAUGAUGUACUACAGUACCCAUAAUGCUUAUUAAUACAGUGUUAGUCAACAAAGGUAGUCCUGGGGAGCUACGGGGUGUGCAAGCUUUUGUUCCAACUCAACACUAACACACCUGAUUUUAACCAACCAUCUAUCUAUCUAUCUAUCUAUCUAUCUAUCUAUCUAUCUAUCUAUCUAUCUAUCUAUCUAUCUAUCUAUCUAUCUAUCUAUCUAUCUAUCUAUCUAUCUAUCUAUCUAUCUAUCUAUCUAUCUAUCUAUCUAUCUAUCUAUCUAUCUAUCUAUCUAUCUAUCUCUCUCUAGGUUGCUAUGAGGGCGCUGGGGUUUGAGCCUAAGAAAGAGGAGAUUAAGAGGAUGAUAACAGAGGUGGAUAAGGACGGAACAGGAAAGAUCUCCUUCUCUGAUUUCCUCACCGUCAUGACUCAGAAGAUGGUAAGAAAAACAACAUAGUGAACACUGUCAGUGCUUGUAACAUAACAUUGCAAUUUAGCAACCAAAAAAAUGUGAUGGGAGUUGUACAUUUUAGUUCGCAAAUAUACAGUGUAUUAUGUUGUAUUACGGGGUGUUUUAGUGAUAUUGUAUCACCAUGCUGUAUUGUGUUACAGUGUAUUGUAUUACAGUGAAUUGUAUUACAUUACAUUACAUUGAGUUGUAACUGUUACUGUCUACCCACCCAGACUGAGAAGGAUUCUAAGGAGGAGAUCCUGAAAGCAUUCCGUCUGUUUGAUGAUGAUGAAACUGGGAAGAUCUCCUUCAGGAACCUGAAGAGGGUCGCCAAGGAACUAGGAGAGAACCUGACUGACGAGGAACUGCAGGUGAGACAUAUGUCUCACCUGGACAGCACUGAAUACACACACACACACACACACCUGGACAGCACUGUACACACACGUGAACCUACAGGAUGAUAUGGGAUAGGAUACAAGAUAGCUUUAUUUUGUCAAGAGAAAUAUACUGGUCUACUACUAAGGCUUCUGUUUAAUCAUUUACUGUGAAUCUGCCAUCCUCCCUUCCCCUGUCCCCUGCUUCCUCUCUCCUCUGUUCCCAUCCCUCUCCCUCCCCUCUUUCCUCCACACCUCCAGGAGAUGAUCGAGGAGGCAGACAGGGAUGGAGACGGGGAGGUGAACCAGGGAGAGUUCCUCCGCAUCAUGAAGAAGACCAGCCUGUACUGAGACUGGACCAGGGUGUUGUGGGGUAGAGGGUGGAGGGGUUAGAAGACCAGUCGGUACUGAGCCUGGACCAGAGUGUUGUGGGGUAGAGGGUGGAGGGGUUAGAAGACCAGCCGGUACUGAGACUGGACCAGGGUGUUGUGGGGUAGAGGGUAGAGGGUGGUGUUGAGGACAUACUGGGGCAGAGGAGACUGUGGGUUGGUUUUACAUGUUAUGUACUAGUCAAGUCAUUACUCAGUUAUCCUGUCCUAGUUUAAUUAGACAACUUCCUUUCCUCGUCUCCUUCCUUACCUCCUUACUGUCAUGACCACUCAUCAGUUAGAAAAUACUAUUUAUCUGUCUCUUAGUUAGAAUGCUGGUAGAGUCCCACAACAGUGCUUUCAUCUAUCAAUAACCUGUUUCACCUUUCAUAUCUGUUAUCGUGAAGGUAAAUGGGACAAGGACAGGAAGCUGUUUAAGACGACUAGGAUCCGAUACUGCACACAGAAAGAAGCCAAACAAUCAUUUCCAUUCCAGAACCUCUACUCUUCUCUCCUUCAUAUAGAUAGCUUGAUGUGACAUUAAGGAAUUGCCUAAAAGAAUCGCCUUGCUCAAACCGAUCCCCUUAAACAAACCUGUCUUUGUGCCUGAGUCUCUACCAGAGGGGAUGAAUCAUCAGUUUCAGGGAAGACCCCACCUUCUCUACCCCUAGUCAGCCCCUCCCCUCCAACACCCACCUUAACACACCUUACAUCUAUUUGAACUCUAAUCUAAAGUGAAAGUUGACUGUAUGUUUCUUACUGUUAUUGUUGUAUUUUUGUCUCUUUGAAUUAUCUACUGUAUGAUCUCCUGUAUUGAAUGUUUUGUACAUAUAAACUG
Coregonus sp. 'balchen' is the source of this 3316-nucleotide messenger RNA. The record is from the annotation of a GenBank genome assembly. NCBI's taxonomy places the organism in Eukaryota, Metazoa, Chordata, Actinopteri, Salmoniformes, Salmonidae.